AUGGUGCACGUCACAGAGGAUGUCUUCGCCGAGGCUGCAGUGAAUCCAUUCACCAAGGAAACGGGCACGAUUCGACGCUUUACGCUGAGCAACGAUGAGCAGAUGUCCGUGCAGAUUCUAACGCUGGGCGCCACCAUUAGCAGCAUUAAGGUGCCGGAUUCUCAAGGUCAGUUGGAGGACGUGACGCUCGGAUUUGAUGAUUUGGCGGGCUAUGAAAGCGAACAGAAUCCCUAUAUGGGUGCCACCGUAGGGCGCGUCUGCAAUCGCAUAGCCAAUGGCCGUUUUGUGCUGGACGGCAAGACAAUUGAGGUCAGCCGUAACCGGGGCCAAUUGCAGCUGCACGGCGGCUUCGUGGGCUUCAACAAGGCGCACUGGCAAGUGCUGGAGGUGCUGCCCAAUGGCGUCAGCCUGACGCACACCAAUCCCGAUGGCCACGAAGGCUAUCCCGGCGAGGUGACCGCCACGGUGCGUUUCACGCUCACCGAGGACAACUGCCUGCAUGUGUGCAUGGAUGCGGUGAGCAGCAAAGCGACGCCCGUGAAUCUCACCAAUCAUUCCUACUUCAAUCUGGCCGGGCACAAGGCUGGUCAAGCCGGACUCUACGAGCAUACGAUUGCCAUCAAUGCCUAUGGCAUUACCGAAACGGACGCGGACUCCAUACCCACGGGCAAAAUACUGCCCGUGGAUGGCGGCAAAUUUGAUUUACGGAUCGCCAGCAAUCUGGGCGAACGCCUCCGGCAGCUGGAGCCGGCGCGUGGCUAUGAUGACAACUUUUGCGUAAAGUUUACGCCGCCCGCGAGCAUUACGAACAUUGCGAGAGUUGCGCAUCCGCCAAGCGGUCGCUGGCUAGAGAUUGCCAGCAAUCAGCCGGGCGUACAGUUCUAUACCUCGAACUUUUUGCCCAACCAGGCGCAGAGGGAGAGUCCGCUGCCGGGCAAAGCGGGCGCAGCCUAUGCCAAACACGGCGCUUUCUGCCUGGAGACGCAAAAGUUUCCCGAUUCGGUGAAUCACGACAAUUUUCCCACAACCAUAUUGCGUCCCGGCGAGAAGUAUCAUCAUGAAGUAAUCUACAAGUUUGGAAAGCAGCGUUAAAUUGUCUAUAAUACUCUAUAUGUAUACAGUGAAAAGUCGCUUGAGCGGACGAACGCUUCAAAGUCCAAGAUAUUAUAGGAAGAAGAAUCUCAGAUUCAUUUAAUAUUUUCUAAAUUCUUAAAUAUUCCUAGACAAUGCCAUCCUUAGACCCAUUUUUGAUGAGUACAAACAGGCGGGCAUAUUUAUGUAUGUAAAGCAGACAUUUCCAACUCCAUAAAGUAUUUAUUU
Molecule: messenger RNA, 1320 nt
Organism: Drosophila novamexicana
Lineage: Eukaryota; Metazoa; Arthropoda; Insecta; Diptera; Drosophilidae
Product: aldose 1-epimerase
Exons: 1
Coding region: 1-1092 (363 amino acids)
Biological process (GO): beta-D-galactose catabolic process via UDP-galactose, Leloir pathway; glucose metabolic process
Molecular function (GO): aldose 1-epimerase activity; carbohydrate binding
Source: RefSeq, a predicted model, not a curated record